Molecule: messenger RNA, 1698 nt
Organism: Eucalyptus grandis
Lineage: Eukaryota; Viridiplantae; Streptophyta; Magnoliopsida; Myrtales; Myrtaceae
Product: thioredoxin-like fold domain-containing protein MRL7, chloroplastic
Exons: 6
Coding region: 54-1076 (340 amino acids)
Biological process (GO): chloroplast organization; regulation of DNA-templated transcription
Cellular component (GO): chloroplast stroma
Source: RefSeq, a predicted model, not a curated record
CCAGUCCACCGCCUUACUCACAGCUUCUCUCUCUCUCUCUCUCUCAAGAAAAAAUGGUGGUUGUUCAGAGCAUCUGCACGCCUCAGACUCUCUCCUUUUCCCUUCCUCCCGCGCUCCGGCCACGUCUCCCUCUGCACUCUCUCUCGCCAUCUUCUCUCCGCUCCGAUCGCGGCCGGCGCCGCCCGGGACCGCUCCCUCGCAUGGCGGCCGCCGCCGCCGCCGGCUCCCGGGGACCGCCCGACCCUCGCGACCCCAGCGGCGGCGACGGGCCCGGAGAGACGCCGCCGCCGCCGCCCCUGUCGGCCACGAAGCCGCGGAAGACCAGGCGGAGGAGGGGCCGGCGGAGCGAGGCCGAGGCGGUCGAGGACUUCGUAAGGGGCUCGCUCGACCGGACGUUCGCGUCCAUCAGGGACCAGAAUCCCGAGGCGUUCGAUGGAGUCGCGGAGAGUGCGGUGAUGAAGGAGAAGGUCGAGGAUGAGGACGAGGAGGAGGAGGAGGAGGAGGAGGGGGAGGCGGCGGAGGUGGAGAAGGAGUUUGUGGUCGAGGAGGAGAGCUCGAGCUGGCCGCUGGAUGCGGACGUGGGCUGGGGAAUCAGGGCGUCGGAGUAUUUCGAGCAGCACCCGAUCAAGAAUGUGGUCGGAGAAGAUGGUUCGGAGAUCGACUGGGAAGGGGAGGUGGAGGACAGUUGGGUCCAGGAAAUCAACUGCUUGGAGUGGGAGAGCUUCGCUUUCCAUCCGAGCCCAUUGGUUGUUCUCGUCUUCGAAAGAUACAACAGGGCAUCUGAUAACUGGAAGGUCUUGAAAGAGUUAGAAAAUGCCAUCAAAGUUUACUGGGGGACGAAAGACCGAUUACCACCUCGAGCUGUUAAAGUAGAUAUGAACAUCGAAAGAGACUUGGCAUAUGCUCUUAAAGUUAAAGAGUGCCCACAAAUACUAUUUUUACGUGGAAACAAGAUUUUGUACAGGGAGAAAGAGUUUCGAACAGCUGAUGAAUUGGUUCAUAUGAUUGCACAUUUCUACUAUAAUGCAAACAGACCUUCAUGGGUUGAUGGUGCAGCCCUGAAUUCACCUUAUUAAGUGCAAGUCAGGACCUGACAUUUUUCUUCCAGUACAGAUAAGAAAGGAACAAACCUUAAUGUAGCAGACAAGGCGUUAUUUAUGUGGGCUUUCUUCUUUCUGAGUAUCUGACUAGCACUUGUUCAGAUUCAAAUAGAAAAUACAAGACAAUCAGACUGCUGAAGAUGGAUGACUGCUAUAUGUGCUGGAAGCAAUUUAUCAGAUGAGACACAAAUGCCUUGAUACAAGGAGGCCUAAAUCAGUGGGAACCAUCUUGACAUAGGAAGGAAGAAGCUGGCAAGUAACCAUUAUCCAUAACCUGGAAUAACUGAGAUUCAAAAUGGUUGCUUGGCUCGGAUUACAACAGGACUUGCUUCUGUGCGGGUUAGUGCAGUCUUUUACUGGAGUUCUGGAAGAAUUCUCUGAAAUGCUUUUGACUGCAGAUUAAUUUCCUAGUACAAGUUAAUAUAAGUUUUUUGGUCGUUCUUGAGAACUUUGUCUCAGUUUUUGAAGUAAAUUGCUCUGGCGUAACUUUUCUACAGUUUGUGGUGGCUUGUUUUUGCAGAAGAGCUGUGUUCUAAAAAUUGUUCAAAGAUCAUACUGAGGAAAUAGAUCAACCACAUGAGCUUUUUAAGCUGUGAAA